CUAGUGCUCCCGUCCAGCGAUAGCCCCUUACCUCCCGAAGGUGUUGACCCCUUGGUACGUUUUGAUGAGACUGGAACAUCGGAUAGCGGUUGUUCCGUCGAAGAUGAUCACAUGCCAAUUUCACCGGAAUCUGCACGGGAACAUGUGUCCAGUGAGACGACCCAAUUGCACUCAGUCGAUCGAACUAAAUGGAUCAAAGUUGACCGGAGUUCACCGUUUUCCGUCUCCCCGAUAGACCUGAAUCGUCGUGUUCGGGCUUGUUGAAAUGUGGAAUUGGUGGAACUCAUUCUAGACUAUUUGUUUCGCGAAGUCAAUGUGCCCGCUGGUCCGUGCACUCACGUUCGUAGACAACAAUCGGCGCUUCCCUCGGAAACCCUAUCCACCAGUCCGCUUGGAUUGGCUUGUCGACUAGCCGAUUCCGAUGAAAAUCUGGCCUGUCGAUUGACUUCACUACUACUGGCUUCCGGUGCGUUCGAUCCGGAGCAGACCUUGUUCUAUCACGCAUUUCAGCGACACCAUCUACGUCUUGCCGGCCUGUUACUGACCGGUCAAUCUACACGCACCGUGUCCUCCGGUUUUCAGUGCCGGAUCGGAAUGCACGUGAAUUUAUCGCACAAACGCCUUGAUCGGAACUAUGUGCCCGGGGCGUUGUGGUUACUUCGACACGGUCCACUGACGGAUUGGUUAAACGGCGAUUGCCAUGUGCCCCGCACUGCACAUCCGAACCCGAUCGCGUCUGGUCCCACGGUCCCACGGAUGAUUUCGCACUCCUUUGCCCACUACCCAAUCACCCGAGUCUCUUUGUCGCAUUGCGGUUUGCAAUUGUUCCCUUGGUGCGUGUUGGGUGAUCUUCCCAAUCUCGAGGUAUGCUUACGUUUGACGCCUGUCUGA
This is a messenger RNA of Echinostoma caproni, 891 nucleotides long. The record is from the annotation of a GenBank genome assembly. NCBI's taxonomy places the organism in Eukaryota, Metazoa, Platyhelminthes, Trematoda, Plagiorchiida, Echinostomatidae.